UGUACGUGCACGUUUUAUUUGGUCUCGCUGCUUUGCUGCAGGAUCUGGAAGCUUCUGGUGUGUUUAUAAUGGUAAAGAGGAACUCACACACACCACUACUACAGAAGCACAUUAAACACAUCACAUCUGCAUCUGCAAAACCUUGAUUAAUAUCAUUUGCACGAGAUGGCAGAAGGCAGAGGUAACCGGCGUCACCCCAAUAAUUUACAGGGUGUGCUUCAGAUGGCUGUAGAGGCUGGUUCUGCAUCUGAGGGUCCAGCUCCAUCAGAGCCCAUGACACAGGAGAGAAUGGAGUUUUUGAGAGGAGCUCUGGCAGAAGUGUGUAAAGGACAGAUGGAUGAGGUAGAACAGAUGAAACGGUGUUUGGAAGUGCUUAACAGAGAUGAAUGCAGAGAGAGAGGGAGUGAGGAAGAGGAAGAUGAGGAGGAUGAAAGAGAGGAGGCUCUGGAAAUGCUCUCGGAGCUCUGUGAGAACCUGGACAAUGCAAGAGAUCUGAUGAAGCUGGGCGGCCUAGACUUGUGUUUGUCGUGCUGUCUCUGUCACUCUGAAGCAGGUAUUCGCUGGAGAGCAGCUCAGCUCAUUGCCAGCUGUGCUCAGAAUAUGCCUGAGGUGCAAUGCUACCUGCUGAAACAGGGGGCGCUACUGACACUCCUUCAACUCACAGAUCACGACGCAAACAGCACAGUUCGAAUUAAAGCACUCUACGCUGUGUCUUGUUUAGUGCGGGAACAGGAAGCAGGUCUGCAGGACUUCCUGUCACACGAUGGCUUUUCAGUGCUGAUGAGGGGGAUGCAGUCAGACAGUGAGAAACUGAGAACUAAAUCAGCUUUUCUUCUGCUAAGCCUUCUGACUAGUCACCCAGAACACAAAGAUACAGUGUUGUCUAUGGGGAUGGUUCAGCAGCUGGUGUCAGUUCUCCGGUCCCCUCAUUCCUCUGUACACGAACAUGUUCUUGGCGCCCUCUGCUGUCUGGUUGAGGAUCCCCGUGGUGUGAGUGAUUGCAGAGAUCCAACGCUGGCCUUAGAGGAACUGCUCAACCAGAGAGUACAGGUCCUAAUGGGACGAGAUGAGAGCCUGGAGGAGUUGGAAUUUUGUGAACGUUUACGAGUGGCUUGUUUCCAAGGGCAACACCAGGAGGACAGUGGAAUGGAUCGCUGAGGUCUUAUUGGUCAAUGAUGCCUGUUGUGCAGUGAUAGGCCAACACAAAGGAGUUUGUAUUCCCUCUAUGCUUAAGAGAGAAAUAAUGUACUAGAAAAAUAAUUAAAAACUUUUUACUCUGAAUAUUCAUAGUUCAGUUUUGCCAGCUAUAUGUGCAUGUGCAUACUUUAAUGUACCAUGAAUGCUGAUGGUUUUCAACUGUACACAAAACACGUUUUUUUUUUUAUAUGAAAAUGUACAUUUUGUAUAAUAUGUCAGUUUGUUAUAGUAAAAUAUUUUGUUUAAAAUUAACUUUCUAUGUUUUUAUUCUAUCCCCUUUUCAGCUGAACAGCCAUAUAAAUGCUAACCCACAAAUGCAAAGCCAUAGUUUAGAGCUACACACCAACAUUUAAGAAAUUGCAGAAAUAAAAUAAAUGUGAAAGAAAACACCAAUAUCCUUUCACUGUGUGUUGAGAGUAAAAGUUUGGUUUAACUCGUUCUGUGUGUCCAAAGACAAGAUCCACGGAUCCAUUUGUCAUUGAAUAAUGUAUCUUAAUACCCUUUCAGUUUUUUAAAGUCAGUUGUUGAUUAAAUACAACAACAAAAAGAAACAUUUAAUUCUAAUCACACAUGGAUGCGCUUAAGAAAUUACGCACGUCCUCUCUGCUUAUAUUUGCUUACUGGCUGAUGCCGCUAGUCUUAAAGAGACAGUACCGCAUAAGUGCGUGUUCUGCAUAUCAAUGUAAAUACUUGUGAACUGUACAAAUUAUGCAAGU
Messenger RNA from Myxocyprinus asiaticus (Chinese sucker), 1913 nucleotides. Its product is annotated as hsp70-binding protein 1-like. Gene Ontology annotation, molecular function: protein binding. Bases 166 to 1158 code for a protein of 330 amino acids. The record is from RefSeq and is a predicted model, not a curated record. NCBI's taxonomy places the organism in Eukaryota, Metazoa, Chordata, Actinopteri, Cypriniformes, Catostomidae. The transcript has 8 exons.